Messenger RNA from Cladophialophora immunda, 219 nucleotides. RefSeq lists its product as uncharacterized. The transcript has a single exon. The record is from RefSeq and is a predicted model, not a curated record. Lineage: Eukaryota; Fungi; Ascomycota; Eurotiomycetes; Chaetothyriales; Herpotrichiellaceae. Bases 1 to 219 code for a protein of 72 amino acids.
AUGUCCGAGAGCUGCGUACUUGGCGUUCUCGGAGAUGGAAACAAUGGUGAAUUUCGGGUCAUUGAGAAUGAUGUCCGCCACAGCCAUACAGGUCAAGGUAAGCUAGACGAGAUUGCGGUAGGAAAGCAUGGUCAAGAUCAGAAGAAACAGUUCGCGAGGGAGGCUUCUGAGGCGGGAGAUGAAGUGAAGGACUCCAGUCGAAGAGGGGCCGUCGUCUGA